Chrysochloris asiatica (Cape golden mole) is the source of this 570-nucleotide messenger RNA. RefSeq names its product olfactory receptor 2T27-like. The record is from RefSeq and is a predicted model, not a curated record. NCBI's taxonomy places the organism in Eukaryota, Metazoa, Chordata, Mammalia, Afrosoricida, Chrysochloridae. Gene Ontology annotation, biological process: G protein-coupled receptor signaling pathway. Gene Ontology annotation, cellular component: membrane. Gene Ontology annotation, molecular function: olfactory receptor activity. The transcript has a single exon. The annotation marks the transcript as partial.
CUGCGGUAUUCGGUCAUUAUGAGUCACACUAUCUGUACACAGAUGGUCAUUGGGUCCUGGUUGGGAGGGGCAGUAACUUCCCUGGUUCAUACAGCCUAUGCCAUGCACUUUCCCAUCUGUCAUCCUCGAGAGAUUCCUCAUUUUUUGUGUGAAGUCAUGGCCCUCCUGAAGCUCACUUGUGAGGACAUUUCAGCCUAUGUAAAAUCAGUGGUAAUUUCAAGCUUUCUUGUGGUUCUCAUUCCCUUGAGUCUCAUCCUGACCUCUUACACACUCAUCUUCCUCGCUGUCCUCCGCAUGAACUCCCCUGAAGGCAGGAACAAAGCUCUGGCUACCUGUUCCUCCCACCUCUGUGUGGUGAGUCUCUACUUUGGCCCCGCCAUAUUGGUCUACAUGAGGCCUGGUUCUUCUAAGACACCCAAAUUAAACCAGUCUCUCUUUAUGUUUAAUGCCAUUCUUACCCCUAUGCUUAACCCUCUCAUUUAUAGCUUGAGAAACAAGGAUGUUAUAGCAGCUGUGAAAGGUAUAAUCAUUAGUAGAUGUCCCCUGGGGAAGACAAAAAGCUGCACCUGA